CGUAAAUUAGUUUUGGUCUAAGCAGAAGCACAGUCACCUGUUUGUCCCGCCUAGACCGAUGCUAACAAUUUCGGGUGCUUCACCAUUUUGUUUCAUAACCAUUGUUGGAUUGCAUGUGUGUUACAACACCAGAGUGUUACCAUAGUGCCAUUGUCGGUUUGCAUGUGUGUUACAACACCAGAGUGUUACAAUAGCGGAGCCAGGAUGCGUAAGUUGAAUAGUUGACUUCAUUGAUCACGAUAAUCAAUAAUAUGUUAACAUAGCUGUAGAUUUUAUUCGCCCCCCCCCCCCCCCCCCCCCAGGUUUCUACCUCUACUUUUACGAAUAAGCUCUCAACUCGACCAAUCUUUAGGAAACACACGUUUCGUGAAAACCCUUUAUAUUAGCUUCGGUUUUGUUGACGUUUUUUUCUCCUUUCCGACUGGGCGUGUGGCAAAAUCUUCGGACGGCUAACUGGCCCACUCCCCGUCAACCUAUCGAGCUGAAACUCGGCCCACGGACUCGUUGCCGGUGAAAGCAUAUUCCUUUUCAAAACUUCAGCCCAACCCACCCACCUGUUCUAGGCUAAGUAUGUCAAAUACUUCUAAAAUCAGUGCGCCCCAUUGCUUCUAGCCUCAAGUAUAAUAAUUAAAGGACUGCAUUCAAGCUAUUUCAAUCAUCUUCUAGCCUCAGUCGCCGGAAAUAGCUCACAUCGUAUAAUACAGUGCAUCACAGCAAUAUCUAAAUCUUUUUUAUUUAUAAAGUCGAAAGUUAGUAAGGGCUGUGACAUGGACUCUAUGGGACUCUGUCCUCAUUCACUUUGUCCUCGGAUACUUAAUCUCAUGUUUGAAAAAAAAUGAGAUAAAAACCACUUAACGUUAUCUCAAUUAAAAUAACACAAGAGUGGCGCGAAAUAAUGCUGAAUGUGUCACGCAAAAUGCCCGCUAAAGGAGUCAAGGCACAGGGUAUCUGUAUAGGACGUAAGGGCAGGAGAUAUAUGUUUAGGACGUAAAUUUGAUGAACUGUAUUGAUCCUAAAGGGGUAAGGGCAGGAGAUAUAUGUUUAUAUGUUUUCUAAUAGUCAAAAACUACAUUUCUCGGGCUAAUUUCUAAUAGUCACAAACUACAUUUCUCAGGCUAAUUUCUAAUAGUGACAAACUACAUUUCUCGGGCUAAUUUCUAAUAGUCACAAACUACAUUUCUCGGGCUAAUUUCUAAUAGUCACAAACUACAUUUCUCAGGCUAAUUUCUAAUAGUCAAAAACUACAUUUCUCGGGCUAAUUUCUAAUAGUCACAAACUACAUUUCUCGGGCUAAUUUCUAAUAGUCACAAACUACAUUUCUCAGCCUAAUUUCUAAUAGUCACAAACUACAUUUCUCGGACUAAUUUCUAAUAGUCACAAACUACAUUUCUCAGCCUAAUUUCUAAUAGUCACAAACUACAUUUCUCGGACUAAUUUCUAAUAGUCACAAACUACAUUUCUCAGCCUAAUUUCUAAUAGUCACAAACUACAUUUCUCGGGCUAAUUUCUAAUAGUCACAAACUACAUUUCUCGGGCUAAUUUCUAAUAGUCACAAACUACAUUUCUCGGACUAAUUUCUAAUAGUCACAAACUACAUUUCUCAGGCUAAUUUCUAAUAGUCAAAAACUACAUUUCUCGAGCUAAUUUCUAAUAGUCACAAACUACAUUUCUCAGCCUAAUUUCUAAUAGUCACAAACUACAUUUCUCGGACUAAUUUCUAUUAGUCACAAACUACAUUUCUCGGGCUAAUUUCUAAUAGUGACAAACUACAUUUCUCGGGCUAAUUUCUAAUAGUCACAAACUAAAUUUCUUGGACUCAUUUCUAAUAGUCAAAAAUACAUUUUUGGGACUAAUUUCUAAUAGUCACAAACUACAUUUCUCGGGCUAUUUUUUAAUAGUCACUAACUACAUUUCUCGGGCUAAUUUCUAAUAGUCACAAACUACAUUUUCGGGCUAAUUUCUAAUAGUCACUAACUACAUUUCUCGGGCUAAUUUCUAAUAGUCACAAACCAAAUUUCACGGGCUAAUUUCUAAUAGUUAGUAGCUACUUUUCUCGGAACAAUUUCUUAGUCACUAAUUACAUAGCUGGGGAUAGUUUAUUUUUAUUAUUAACUAGUGUUUUAUAGUCACUAACUGAACUUCAGAUACCUUCAAGAUUUAUUCGGUUUAACUAGGCAGAUUAUUUAAUUCGAGCAUUUUUACAAUUACCACUUAUUAAUAUGUGUAUAAAUUUAUAAAAAUUAAUAUAUACAUAUAUCCUAUCACUCUCCUCUCUCUCUUUCUCUCUCUCUCUCUUUCUCUCUCUCUCUCUCUCUCUCUCUAUAUAUAUAUAUAUAUAUAUAUAUAUACUCUAUAUAUAUAUAUAUAUAUAUAUAUAUAUAUAUAUAUAUAUAUAUAUAUAUAUUAUAUAAAUAUAUAUACAGUGGCGUAGCUAGGGAUUUUGGGGCCCAGGGAGUUUGGUCUCUUUAAGGGCACCUGCAUUUUGACAUGCGACGUUAUUUAAUGUAAAAAAAAAAAAAUUCCGGACACGCCAGUGUGAGAUGUUAGGGCUAACAUACAGGUCGAGAAUUUCUGUUGUACUGCCGUCCCUGUAUGGGGCCCAUUAAAUUCGGCAUUAUGUGUGAUUUUUUAAGUUUGAUAUUGAAUGGAUUUUAAAAAAAAGGGAAACGGGUUAGGGUGGAAUAACUUACCGAUUAAAUGCACUGUUCUUAACAAAUUUGAAAUUUUCUCAUUUCAUCUUUGCUACCAAAGAAAUGUACAACUUUAAAAAAGAAACAAAAAAAAACUAAAUCUUUAAAAAAAAUAAUUAUUGGCCUUUCUUUUUAACUCUUGAAUAAUGCCAUGCACUAAACAAAAAUUGACCUCACGCAGUACUAAUUUAAAAAAAUAAAUAAAUAUCUCAGGUCCUGCUACACGGAACCUGCCAAAAGCAUUUGGUUUGUUGGUUGUCAUCUGUGUCGGUCUGGUUGUCGUAGAACGGUUGGAAUUCGCUGCACCGUUCACUUUCGUCGGAAAGACUUUCUUCAACAACACAAACUUCAGGCUAGGGGAAUGGGUUUUCCCGUAUUUUCAAAAUGAGGAAAAUUACACGGAAGUCGGCGUUACCCAGGACGCACUCGCUUGUGUGUUUCCGGACAUCAAUCCAUUUAGACCGGAAAUCAUGAAAUUGUCCGGAUUAGACAGACAACCGGUUAAAUGCGUGGGGUACAUGCCCGAUCUGACAUACGUGAAAGGAAAUAAGUUGGAGGUCAAUAAAACAAGGGCGGAGGCCAUCGCCGAUUUUGAGUCCUGUAAAUAUCAGGAGAUCUCAAACAGCCCGUCGGGGGAUAAAACUAUGACCACGGGCCCGUGGAGCGAUAACUUCACCUCUUCAAUAAGUCUAGGCGAUAGAACUGAAUUUAUCGUGGCCGUCUGCGAGAAUAACGCAUCGCAGACCAUAUCUAAAACGUACCAUGCUCUCAUUCCCAAACGCCAAGAGUUGGCAGAGGAGCUGUCCUUCAAGCUCAAGAAACGUAACGCCGUAUACAAUCCCAAAGAAACUCUGAACGUUGUCAUGAUAGGAAUGGAUGGCGUCCCUCGCAACCACUUCAUGCGCGCCAUGAACAAAACGUACACGUUUCUCAUGAGCGAGCUCAACUCGUUCGACCUGAGCAUGCACACUCAGGUCGGCAUCAACACGUUCCCCAACUUUGUGGCGCUCUUGACAGGAAGCUACGAGGACGAGGUCAGAAAAUGGUGGCACGUGUCCGGAUAUUUGGACACCUAUGACUUGGUGUGGAAAGACUUCGAGGCUGCCGGGUACAGAACUCUGUACACAGAGGACCAGCCCACUCUUGGGGCUUUUCAUUUAGGACGAAGGGGGUUUAAGUUCUCGCCAACGCAUUAUUACAGCCGGCCCAUCUGCCUGGCCAUGGAGAGCGACAGAAGCUUCUGGAAGGCUGGUCGCCACUGUUUGGGCAACCAGCCGGAGAUCACCUUUCACUACGAUUACAUCAAACAGUUUCUAGAAACGUUCAAGGACAAGCCGCUGUACGCGAUGCAGUUUCAGACGAGGAUAUCCCACGAUGACGUCACAACCACCAAGAUGGCCGACGAACACACGUACGAAUUCUAUAAAUAUCUUAAAAGCAGCGGGCAACUAAAUAAAACCUUGCUGAUAUCGUUCUCUGAUCAUGGUAUCAGAUACGGACCACUUCGACCCACCAUCAACGGCUUAAUCGAAAGCAGGGCACCGUAUGCUAUUUUCACGUUCCCCAAGUGGUUUUUGGACAAGUACCCGGAUGUUGCGAAUAAUUUAAAGACGAACACCGGGCGACUCACGACGCACUUCGACACGCACGCGACUUUACGGGAUCUCAUCUACUUCAAGGCUGACCGCGUGAGUCCGCUCGUUCCAGGAAGUCACGGGUCAUCUCUGUUCCGCGAGUUGCCGAAGUCGAGAGUGUGCCAAGACAUCCCCAUCCCCAUGGAGUUUUGUAUAUGUGGCCAGAGUCAAAUAGUAGAAGUGUCCAACGCGUCAGCCUUAAGCCAAGGCCUGGUCGAUCUUGUCCUUAAGUCGGUUAACUCUAAAACCAAUCACACGAAAUGCGCCACGCUACAAUUGACAGGGGUUGUUCAGGUGGCGCUCUUUAAGCUGACGAGAGUGAGCGACAAAGACCAAAGGGUAUAUAAAGUUAAAUUCGUCACGUCGCCGGGGGGCGCCCUGUACGAAGGAACGGUAACUACGAAUAAAUGUGAGGAUUCAGAUCUGCUGCACUAUUUUGAAGAGCUGAAAUCUGGCAAAAACAACAACACUCUGUCGGUGACCGUUGGUCAAACGAUUGACAGAUUAAAUUUCUACAAGGGCCAGGCGGAUUGCGAAGAGGAUGUCACAGUGAAAGCUUACUGCUACUGUCAGAAUCUGGUCAACAAAACAGCAAAAUCCUGAGAGAACUGUUUUCCCGAAAUAGUUUGACUUUGAUCAUGGUUUAAACACUGGCAUUUCAUUUUUACCUAAACGCUUGCCUCGUGUUGCGAUCUGCAUUAAACAUUGGAUACAGACAAAAUGGCAGAUGAGUUCAGUUGGUCAUAAUUAAUUGUGGUGCUGAUAAUUCGAACGUCUCAAGUAUUACUUCUACAUUGGUAACACUAGUGAAACCUUGAAAUAGCGCACACUCUUUGGGGCCCAAGCAAAAUGUGAUGCCAGGAUGUGUUGGCGCAUAUUACAGGGGUAAUGCUACUUAAAGGUUUCACUGUAUUAUACAUUAAAAGUUCCAUGCCAUGACAAAGUCUUUCAACAACAACAACAAAAAAGAUAAUUAGCGUGACCUUAUUCCUUGACUUGAUUUGACUUCUUCCACUUGUUGACUUUGAAAUAUUUGUAACUGAAAUUUUAUAACACUUUUGCAAUAUAACAAUGUGCUUUUACUUAACUGUAUGUUUUUGUUUUUGUUUUUUUUGUUGUUGAAAAACCUGAAUGCGAUGUUACAAUAUAAAUUGUUACAAAAAUUGUUGGUGUUUACUCCGUACCAUGUACUUUCUCAGAUCUACUUCUGGAGACUGUGGUGAGCCCACUGACCAAGUUCACAGAAAGAAUACGACGUACAAAUUAAAUUGAAUCUUUUUCGGCCUAUUCAAGUUCUCUCAUUUUGAAUAAUUCCUUGUGACGUCAUG
Lymnaea stagnalis (great pond snail) is the source of this 5652-nucleotide messenger RNA. The record is from the annotation of a GenBank genome assembly. Lineage: Eukaryota; Metazoa; Mollusca; Gastropoda; Lymnaeidae.